AUGGAGAAGACAGAGGUUUUGGAGAGGAUUCGAGGUCAUGAAGAAGAACUACGUAGAGCUAGAGAAAAUGAAACGAAGCUGAAAAAGAAUAUAGAGGAACUGGAGAAGGAAUGUAUUGAACUGAGUUGCCUGGAAGAAGACCAGGAUAAAACAAUAAAUCGAAAAGGAGAAGAAGUCGAGGCUUCUAAAAUGGAGAAGACACAGGUUUUGGAGAGGAUUCGAGGUCAGGAAGAAGAACUACGUAGAGCUAGAGAAAAUGAAACGAAGCUGAAAACGAAUAUAGAGGAACUGCAGAAGGAAUGUAAUGAACUGAGAUUGAAGGAAAUGGACAUAAAGGAAUCACAAGAACAGUUAAGGGAAAGGGAAAGAAACCUGCAGAAGGAAAUUGAGGGACUGAAGAUUGAUUGUAAUCGGAUGGAAGAAAGGGAAAGAUACCUAGAGAAGGAAAUUGAGAAACUGAAGAUGGAAUGUAAUCAGAUGGAAAAGAGUUGCUCAAGAUGGGAUCCAUUGCUAAAAGAAAGAAAAGACCAAUUGAGUGCAAGAGAAGCGGAGUUAAUAGAUUUGCAAGAUAAAAAUGACGACCUGGAAGAAGAACUCAAACGUCAAAGACAAAAAAUUGCCGCAUUUUUGGCUGUGCAACGAGAAUUACAGGAUCAGACCUCUGGAAAAGACCAUCUUAAACAUGAACAGCUGGCACUUCAACCGCAAAUCAGUGAUGAUGUCCUUAUGUUGGAACAACAAAACAAGAUUAAAGAACUGGAAAGGGAAAACGAAUUACUAAGGUCGAAACUGAAUGAGCAGACUAGAGAAGGACCGCCUUGUAUCGUCAUUUAA
Messenger RNA from Mya arenaria, 834 nucleotides. Its product is annotated as golgin subfamily A member 6-like protein 7. The record is from RefSeq and is a predicted model, not a curated record. NCBI's taxonomy places the organism in Eukaryota, Metazoa, Mollusca, Bivalvia, Myida, Myidae. Bases 1 to 834 code for a protein of 277 amino acids. The transcript is spliced from 13 exons.